CUCACGCCGGCUUCUCUUCCUGCAUCCCUCCCCCCCGUGGCUCCUGAUCUUCCCCUUGCUUGCCUCCCGACCCGAGAUCUCUGCGCUGUCCAGAAUGGCUGAAGAAAACGCACCGACUGCCCGCGACCAGGACAUCAAUCCCUGGUCCGUCGAUGGUGGGCAGGACGAGAACGGCGAAGCCAUCUCGAUCGACUACCAGGCCCUCUCUCAAAAAUGGAACACCUCGACCAUUGACCAUGCCCUCCUCGAGCGUUUCGAGCGGGUGACCGGACACAAGCCGCACCGCUGGCUGCGACGAGGCCUGUUCUUCAGCCACCGUGACUUCGAUAAGAUCCUGACCCGCUACGAGCACGGCGAGCCUUUCUUCCUCUACACCGGCCGCGGCCCCAGCACCGGCAGCCUGCACCUGGGCCACACCAUCCCGCUGCACUUCACGAAAUGGCUGCAGGACGUGUUCGACGUCCCGCUGGUUUUCAUGUUGACGGACGACGAGAAGGCCCUGUUCAAGGACAGCGUCAGCUUCGAGGAUGCCCUGCACUACGCCAUGGAGAACGCCCGCGACAUCAUCGCCCUCGGCUUCGACGUCAAGAAGACCUUCAUCUACAGCGAUCUGAAGUACUUCGGGAACCACUUCCUCAUGAACGCCUGGGAAUUCUCCAAGCUGGUGACCUUUAACCAGGUCCGUGGGGCUUUCGGAUUCAACGAAAGCACCAACAUCGGCCGCAUCUUCUUCCCCUCCCUCCAGUGCGUCGCCGCCUUCGCUACCUCCUACCCCGAGAUCUGGUCCGACGAGCCCCAGGCCACCCGCAACCAGAAGAUCGCCGACAUCGCCUGUCUGAUCCCCAUGGGUAUCGACCAGGACCCGUACUUCCGUCUGCUGCGCGACAACGCCCACCGGAUGAAGUACCCGUCGCCGAAGCCCGCCCUGAUCCACUCGAAGUUCCUGACCGCGCUGCAGGGCGCCGGCGGAAAGAUGUCCUCGUCAAACCCUAACUCGGCCAUCUUCAUGGAUGACACGGCGAAGCAGAUUAAGACCAAGAUCAACAAGUAUGCCUUCAGCGGUGGUCAAGUCAGCAUCGAAGACCACCGCCGUCUAGGCGGUAACCCCGACGUCGACGUCUCCUACGUCUACCUCACCUACUUCGAAGAAGACGACGCCAAGCUGGAGGAGGUCUACAAGAACUACAAGAGCGGCGAGCUGCUCACCGGCGAACUGAAGAAGAUGGCCAUCGAGACCCUACAGAAAUACGUGCUCGACUUCCAGGAGAAGCGGAAGCUGUCGACGGACGAGGUCCUGAACGAGUUCAUGCGCCCGAGGAAGCUGGAGUGGAAGGGUAACCCUAACCCGGUGCCCAAGCCUCCCAAGGAGUCCAAGCAGGGAAAGGACAAGGAGGCUGCGAAAGGGUCUAAAUAGACAUUUUCCGCCGUGAUGUAGGGAGCUACGAGAGAAGAAAGAAAAAAUAAAUAAGCAAGACAUGGUCUGGACCAUCGCCUUUUUUUUUGAGAGUUUGCAGCGUUGAAAGCAUAUCGUUUCAUUCCCGAGGUUGGAACACAUAGGAAAGACACGAUCGCGAAAGUCGCGAAUUAAGAAUAAGAAAAG
Molecule: messenger RNA, 1600 nt
Organism: Aspergillus steynii IBT 23096
Lineage: Eukaryota; Fungi; Ascomycota; Eurotiomycetes; Eurotiales; Aspergillaceae
Product: tryptophan--tRNA ligase WRS1
Exons: 4
Coding region: 95-1414 (439 amino acids)
Biological process (GO): tryptophanyl-tRNA aminoacylation
Cellular component (GO): cytoplasm
Molecular function (GO): tryptophan-tRNA ligase activity; ATP binding
Source: RefSeq, a predicted model, not a curated record